Cuculus canorus (common cuckoo) is the source of this 6644-nucleotide messenger RNA. RefSeq lists its product as uncharacterized. The record is from RefSeq and is a predicted model, not a curated record. Gene Ontology annotation, cellular component: centrosome. The coding region runs from base 3755 to 6127 and encodes 790 amino acids. Lineage: Eukaryota; Metazoa; Chordata; Aves; Cuculiformes; Cuculidae. The transcript has 24 exons.
CAGCAGUGCAGAAAUACAGUCAGGCUGCAAGACUUCUGAAUAUUAGUGUAAGGUUUUUCUUUUUUAUCCCAUUCAUCUUCUUAUGAUAGAAUUGUGGGACAAGUUGGUGUAGGGCAGAAGAAACGACAUGCUGUCUAGUUUUCAGCCUUAGCAAAGAUUAAUAGGGGUAUGUGGAAUGCUGACAAAACAUCUGAACUUGUAUUUCUUGGGAACAGUAGAGAGAGGCGAAUUAAUGUCUUUAACAGAGUAGUUGAAAACCCUGAUUGAAUACUUCCUCAUUCCUUGCAGUUGGCAAACAUGAAUUAAUUGGGCAUAAAAGUUGCAGUGAAGAUCCUCAGUCGACAGAAGAUUCACAGCCUUGAUGUUGUAGGAAAAAUCCUCAGGGCGAUUCAGAGCCUGAAACUCUUCAGGCGCCCUCAUAUAAUGAAACUGUACCAGGUCAUCAGUACUCUAACUGACAUUUUCAUGGUGGUGGAAUACGUUUCAGGAGGAGAACUGCUUGAUUAUAUAUGUAAAAAUGGAAGGGUAAGAAGUAGUCAAACUCUACAAAUUAAUGACUUGCAUUCUGUUAUUGCUUUUGUAAUGUUCCUGUGACACUUGAAACUGAGGGACAGACGGGUUCUUUUGGGGGAUCCUUAGCAGAAUUAUAUAAAUAAAGCCUUAUUUUUUUUUUUAACAGGGUAUCAUGGUUAGUAUAGCACAGAAUUUCUGCAAACAGAAUCAAUGCAGUAUAAUUUACAAGUAGCAUAAUACAGAAUUUAUAAUAAAACUUAACAUUUGAUUUCUAAUCGCCUGGACCAUCUGCAGAUUGUGUCACAUCUUAAUACAUGGUUUACUAUAUCAAUAUAACAAUCGCAGUCUGGACUUAAUCCUGUGAAACAAUGAGUCACUCACUCGAUCCUGGAGGAAGGAGACAAUGGUGGUGACGUCCCUGGCCUUGGGAGGUUUCGGGUCUGGCUGUCUAGCAGCAAUCCUGGUCCAGGUUCCCCACUUCAGACUUGAUUUUAUGGCCAGUGCUCUCUGUGCUGUUACAUUUCCCUGUUCUGUGACGGGGUCAUCACCACCACCUGGUUGGCUGUGUACCUGGGGCCUUCGAGGCUGCUGAGGAAGGGGGUAAUGAGUCUGGCACGCAGGAACCUUGAGGCUGGUUGGGAAGGGAAAAAGAAAUCUGUUUGGUUGGUUUACUUGGUUCGCAGGACCUUCACAGCCUGAUAACGUGGGAAAGGGAAGAAAUACAUGCCUCAGUCACAGAAUGACCGUUUGCCUCAUGAAAUGGUAUGAGCUGUGCUGACCACAUUACCAGGCACCAGGAGCAGGCGCUUGAUUGGAAUGCAGGUAGACGUGUGUUCCAGCAAAUCCUUUCUGGCAUGGCUUGCUGUCGCAGGCAUACGGUGGUAUGCAGAGAUCCGAAGGCUGAAAAUGUGCUGCUUGAUGCACACAUGAAUGCCAAGAGAGCUGACUUUGGUCUGUCAACUAUGAUGUCAGAUGGAGAAUUUUUAAGAAGAAGCUGUGGUUCCCCCAACUAUACUGCACCAGAAGUAAUUUCGGGAAGGUAGGCGUUUUUUUAUAUUGGAUACAUGUGUGCACGUACUUCAGUCAUUUUGCUGCUUAUUUGUAAAGGCUACAGAUCUCGUGCAAUUGACAUGCCCGAUGCUGAGAAACUGUAGGCUGAACCUUUAAUUGUUCUGAUAAUUUCCCAUAAGUAUUUAAGGCUUCUGUGGAAUAGCUUUCAAUAGUUCCUGUAAAGUGGGGAUGAUAUCUAAUGUCCCACAUGCAGUAUGCCUUAAUUGGUUCAAAAAUCUCACUUGCAGUUCAGAUCUUGGAAGUAGAGGUAUAGACAGAAUUAAUGGAAAGUCUGCUGUGAAGCUCAGUAGCAGCGAAAUACCUGCUGCAGAGUAAUAUUUAGUCUGAAGGAAACUUCUCUGGUUUUGGACUGUGAUUGUCAAAUCAGCUUUCAGCUACCACCCUAAUAUUGCCUCUGGCCGACUGGAGGCCAAGUGUCUGUUUUAUUCAGGCAGUAGCAUAGAGUGUAUGACCAGUUCUCCUAUAUGGACUUGUCUUAAGCUUUUCAGCAUCACCAUUUAGGGGUACAGAUGACUUUGCAUAGAUUCCACUGGUAAAGGGAUUUGGGGUGAAAGUCAUCUUUGGGGGCCAUUUGUGAGGAGAUUACAGGUGAAAGGCAUGGGUUAGGGGACUUGCUAAAGGGAUUUGGGGUGAAAGUCAUCUCUUGGGGGAAUUUGUGAGGAGAUUAGCGCUGCCUGGGGAGGGAGCUCAGAGCCCACCCAGUUCCCCCACUGCCAUGGGCACGGACACCUCCCACUGGAGCCAGGGGCUCAUCCAUCCUGGCCUCGAAUCGCUCCAGGGAUGGGGCAGCCACGGCUUCUCCAGGACACCCCGGGCCAGCGCCUCCUCACCCUCACAGGAGAAAUUUUCUGCCUGAGGUCUCCUCUCAGUCCCCUCACCCCCGCCUCAGACUGCCUCAAAAUACAGCCUUCACCACCAAUCUCCUGACUCAAAAGAUGACUUUCGCCUCCAGUCCCUUCACCGAACUCCCCCAAACAUCAACUCUCACCUCAAACCUAUUCCAAUUUCCCCUCAAGCUCUUCCCAAAUGUCAUAUUUUUACCCCAAAUCCCCUCCGUAGCUCCCCCAAAAGGUGAUUUUUACCUCAAAUCUCCUCUCAAACUCACAAAAAAUGCAACUUUCACCUCAUUGUCCUCCCCAAACUCUCCAAAAUCACAACUUUCACCACAAAUCUCCUCACAUUUCCAGUCAAACUGCCCCGGAAUAUGGUUCUUUUACCUCAAAUCCCCUCAUAAAAUCCCCCAAAACACAAAUUUUACCACAAUUCUCCUCAGAAAACCCCCAAAUCCCUUCCCCAAGUUCCCCCAAACCAAGGCUGUCACCUCAAAUGCUCUCAAAUUUUCCUUCAAAGUCCCCCAAAUAGGAUUUUUUUACCCCACAUUCCCCCAAAAUGCAACUCUCACCUCAACUCUCCUCACAAUUAACCCCCAAAAAGAUGACUUUCACCGCAAAUCCCUUCCACAAACACCCCAAACCAUUUCUUUCCCCUCAAACAUUCUCGCAUUUCCACUCAAACUCCCUCAAAAUAGGAUUGUUUUACCCCAAGUCCCAUUACAAACUCCCCCCAAAUCCAACUUUUAUCACCCAUCUGCUCACACCUUUCUCGGAGGUGAUGUGUGAGAUCUCCCCUCAGUGUCCUUUGCCCCAGACGAAUAGGCCACAUUAGAGAGAGCUUUUCAGGUAUCAUCUGUUUUCCUGACCACACAAACCACCCUUCUUACCAUUCCCGCCACCAUCUGUGUUACACUGGGGGUGUGCACUGCUCUAUGCAGAUAACGCAUUCCAUUACCACAAAUCAUCCCCUUUGUGACUGUUCUCACUCACUGCGUUUUCCUGGUCGAGCUGUGAGAAGUCGGGAUAGUGACAUCUCCUCCGCCUGUAUUCUUCUGCCAAAAAAACACACAGCAAGACUUAAACUGCAAGCUUUAAGCACGUAAACUCUGAAAUAUCGUGGCACCGAAGGAAAACCACAAGCUUGUCAGCAUUUACAGGUCAGGGGUGAUGGUGGUUGCCCAGCAGGAGGACAUCUGGUGACACCACCUGGAGGACAUCUGACAUCACAAUGACAGGAGCUUUCCUUAGUCCACCUGUGCCCAGUCCUGCCACACUUCCCCAAAGGGCAGUGGAGGAGGAACAGGGGAAGACAUUUCCUAGUCGGAAUCACAGCCAAAAUGAUGAAGUAUCCCUUCAUCAGAUUCCCAGCACUGAAAGUGCUCAGCCUGGCAGAAGUCGUAAGAGUUUGGGACACUGUGUCUGAGUACAUGCUGCAGCAGAUUGCACUGAACAAGGGUGUGGCAAUAGAUGGCCUUGGUGUUUUCUACGUGCUGAGACAGCACUACAGUAAAUUGAACGGGGAUGUGCUUGCACCGAAAUUUCAUCUGUUGGAGGGAGUUAUGCAGGCUCAGAGGAUCAGCCAUGCCAACAGAGACGUUCCUGAUGACCUCCAAGUCGUCCCCCUGGACUAUUCUCAGCUCUCCCUGAAGACAACUGUUUCUGAGAAGAUGGUGGAGGAAUGCGUGAAUGACCUGGUGGUGCUUUUCACCUGGGGUGCAGGGCUCGGAGAAGAUUAUGACCUUGUUUUCAAGGGCAUAGGUAUCCUUAGGAGCCGAGAUAAUAUCCUCAGAAUGACUUACUACAAAGACUUUCUUCUUGCCAUCGAUGGCACUGGAACAGUGUUGAACUGCAUGCUCUCUAACCCACUUACGCGGAUUAAUGUGAUAUCAGACAAUGACUCUUCUGCUUUCCACAUGAGUCCUCAGGGGAUUCGUGUGCUGCCCAUGUUUGAGAUUAAGCUCCCCCCUGGAAGAACAGCUGAAGACUUUUUUCUCAUGAAGGGAUCUGGGAACAAACAAGGAACCCCUGGUAGCCGGUGUCAACAUCCUCAAAUGAGGCAUUCACCAGGCAAAUUGACAAGAGCCAGGAAGGCAAAAGGGGAAAAAGAGAGUACAAAGAGUGAAGAGUUUCACCAGCUGUUACCCACUUGGAAGUUCCAGUUGGAACAGCAGGAAGACAUGGUUGAGGAGCGAGAGAAAGGGAGUCAUCCCGAAGACAGUGUUCCUCCUGGAAGGAAAUUUUCUGUCAGGACGUUACCCGUCCUGAAGCCUGAAGAGAAGGUGGAGGCACGCUUCGAAGUUAAGCCCCCAGAAAGGUCAGAGUUAUCGCAGGUGCCUCCUCUGACACCGAGGCCUCCUGCGAUGUCUCCGGGAAAGCCUGAUGAACAAGGCAGAGGGAGUCAUCCCGAGAAAAGUGAGAAAAAGGGAGAAAGAAGACAAAGUAAUGCAUGCGUCCUGACAGAGGCUUGCCAAUUUCUGCUAUGUGCAUUAGAGCAUGGAAAGAAAGCCCUUCUCAAAGGGAGUCAUCCCGAGAAGAGUGUUCGUAAUGGAAGAAAGCAUUCCAUCAGGACGUUACGCACCCAGAAACCUGAAGAGAAGGUGGAGGCACGCUUUGAAGUUAAGACCCCUGAAAGGUCAGAGUUAUCACAGGUGCCUCCUCUGACACCGAGGCCUCCUGAGAUGUCUCCGGGAAAGCCUGAUGAACAAGGCAGAGGGAGUCAUCCUGAGAAGAGUCUCCAUCCUGGAAGGAAGAUUUCUUCCAGGACUUCACGUGACAGGAGGGCAGAAGAGGAGAAGGGUGUGUCAGGUCUGACAGGGAAGCCCCCAGAAAGGUCAGAGUUAUUGUGGAUGCCCCAUCUGACUCCGAGGCCUCCCAAGAUGCCUCCAGGAAAGCCUGAUGAACAAGGCAGAGGGAGUCAUCCUGAGAAGAAUCUCCAUCCUGGAAGGAAGUUUUCUUCCAGGACUUCACGUGACAGGAGGGCAGAAGAGGAGAAGGGUGUGUCAGGUCUGACAGGGAAGCCCCCAGAAAGGUCAGAGUUAUUGUGGAUGCCCCAUCUGACUCCGAGGCCUCCCAAGAUGCCUCCAGGAAAGCCUGAUGAACAUGGCAGAGGGUGUCUUUCUGAGAAAAUCUUCGUUAAUCAAGGGAGGUUUUGGCCCAAGAUAUCUAAUCAAUUUGAAAUGGACUUGUGGAAGGGUGUAUAUAAGCCAGCAGACAGUGUGGCACUGCAAAUUGUGGGGAAGUCCCUGCUGAAGGGCAGGACCCCAAGUCAACCACCGCCGCCAGGAGGAGCGCAUGCACAAGGGAAGUCCACCUGCGCCCAAAGCCGACCGCGCCUCAGACACUGCUCUAUGGACACGUGUGGCCUGCCAGGUGGAGUUUGUCAUACCUCCCCAGGACUGAGGUGGAGCAAAGGCAGGGUCUCAAGGAGGAAGCAGGUGUAUGUGCCUGUGAAGAUCUCUGUGCAGCUCCACACUGCCCUGCUAGCCAUCCAGCAGGUUGGGAAGAGCAGAAGGAAGGGCUGGAAGCCAGAGCACCUGUGGUUCCUUGGAUGCAUCUCUUCGAGCAGAGGUGGUGUUGUGCCCUCCUGCACUGCCUUCUUCUCCCCAGCCAGCAGCAGGGGACAGGAUGCACCUCCUGAACUGUGUGAGAAGGUGCCAGGAGCUGCUUCUGCCUGGAGGAGUCAAGAGUCCCAUCAGCCUCUGCAGAACUGAAGAAAAUGUGGCACAUCAGAGCCCAGGCAGGACUCCUCUAAGUGGUAGCGACCAGCCUGUACUUGAAAUGGAUCUGCUGGAAAUAAAAAUGCUACUGCAAACCUCAGGCGGAGUGGACAGCCAGAGUCUGGCUGUGGUGGCGGGAUAGGAUAACCUGGGCAGAGGUUCCUGAAGCCAUUUCUGAGGCCUUUGAGUACUAUGAUUUCUGUGAGGGCAGUGAGAGAAGACACAGUCAUUGCGUUCGGUCCCCCAUAACGGCAGUGGGACAAGGAGCCAGCAGAGGCUGUCCCUGGCAGCAGGGGGCAGAGCCUGGGAUGGUGAAAAUGCACUGCCUUGCAGAGUGCCAGCCAGCUAUGUCCCCCUCCCUUCUCUGCAUCACUGACAGGAUAAGGGGUCCUCGUGUCCAGCUUGGAUACCGGCAUCCAAAGUGACAGGCCCCGAUCAGCAGGGCUGAAACAAAAUCAGUGCCCCAUGGAUGAUCCGUAUCACGUUGCUCUGUGCACUCUAUAACUGUAAC